GCAUCCUGUCCGUGGCUGCUUACUCGACUCGACGUUGGUAAGCGAGUGAUGCAUGAGUCCUUUGCGGAUGAUAUUCUUACUCCAACACGACCCCAGAAGGAAUUAUCGCAGGAAACUUUUCGCGAGCCACAUUGCAUCACAUCUCCCAUCAUGCCAUCUCUGGGAUGCGGAACCUGUCGAGCUCGUAAAGUACGCUGUGACCAAACCUAUCCGACAUGCAAUCGAUGCAUCAAAGCAGGGCGGCACUGCAAAGGCUACGACAUGCAAUUGUCUUGGCCGCGUCGGGAUGAUACCCGACGGGCUAUGGUUGGUCCUAGACCGCGCCUCAAGGGGAGACAGUUCGAGCACCGAUUGGUGAAUACUACCUUUACGGAUAUCAAGCUCCACGAUCUAGUAUCUACAUCAGAUAAGACUUAUGGAGUACACAUGCUGGGACUGGUUGAGGUUCCCCUUGGUCCUUCUGAUGCAAGUCCUCUUGAGGCAUCUGGACCGCUAUCAUUGAUCAAAGGGCCGGCGGUGGGACCCAUAGCACGACUCAGUCCAACCGACCAGAGAUCGUUUCAGUACUUCGUACAGACAGCCUCUUACUCCAUCACGUCCUUCGGCCAUAAUGCUCCAAGAGUCCGGGAACUGCUCAUCCGGAUAGCUCUAUCGGACUUUUCACCUUCAUCAACUGCAGUUCUCAAAUCUGCUUUAGCACUCACAUCCUUCCAUCGUGAUAAGCCACUUCAAGCAACAGCCCAGUAUAAAAUAGCCGCCCUGAGAAAAUUAGCAGAGUCAACACAGGGGCAUAUCAGCGUGACAGAUUCAGCAUGUCAUAUCGCAGCUGGUAUGAUACUAAGCACGCUAGAGAUCCAGCAAAACUCCAUGAAGUCAAGCCAUUGGCUGUGGUAUGCUUGUGGCGCUACCAAGAUCGUCAAGACUGCUGGGCUAGAUGUAGAUGACCUGGACCACGAUACGGCUGCUCUUGUGGGCUGGGUACACUACUAUAAUACCUUAUCUAGGUUCAGUCUACGUCAUUGGCAGCCACAUGUCACUCUUGAUCCUGGUGAGGCUGCUGAUUCGUUUCAUCCAGUUGUAUGCGGUAACGGACAGCCUGAAAGUCUCACAGGAGCACCGCAUGAGAUAUUAUAUCUUCUGUCAGAGGUAUUCAACGCUGUGACAGUACCUUCUGACCCACGCUACGAAACGAAGGCUCAUAGAAGCCAUCUUGAAAUACUAGAUUGGAAACUACGCAACCUUGAGAAAACAGCCCAGGACACCAACGUUUCUGCUAACGCGACGCAUUCAGCAUUUAAUCUAGUCGUCGAGCUGUAUCGUCUAUCCACUUUGAUCUAUCUCAGACGAGCUUCCGCAGGAAUUCUCCCAUUAGAUCAAAAAUUCACCAUAUGGGUCGGACAAGCAUUCGAGUUACUUGAACAACUACCUGCCUGCCAAUGGCCAUUUCCUCUGCUCAUCUUUGGCUGUGAGGCACAAGGCGAUAAACAAAGGAUGGUCAUCUUGGAUGUCAUGGAGAGGACGACCGAAAACAUGCAGUAUCGAAAUAUCGCUACAGUCAAAAGGGUCAUCGAAACAGUAUGGGUACAAAAGGAUUUGUAUGCUGAAGAUAUGAAUUAUGUUAGGAAGCUGGGUGUUAUUCUGAGCUCGACUCAUAAGUCGGUACCAGCGUUUAUAUAGACUUGAAAGGAAAGGACUGUUUGAUACCAGAUGUCUAGAUUGGCAGAAACUCAUGCAUCUUAUGCGAUCACCGUUAGGUAUAACGAACUCUUAACAAAUCUGUGAAUUGUUACUAAAAGAUUGACUACCA
Molecule: messenger RNA, 1807 nt
Organism: Fusarium redolens
Lineage: Eukaryota; Fungi; Ascomycota; Sordariomycetes; Hypocreales; Nectriaceae
Product: fungal-specific transcription factor domain-containing protein
Exons: 5
Coding region: 49-1677 (542 amino acids)
Biological process (GO): positive regulation of transcription by RNA polymerase II
Cellular component (GO): nucleus
Molecular function (GO): zinc ion binding; transcription cis-regulatory region binding; DNA-binding transcription factor activity, RNA polymerase II-specific
Source: RefSeq, a predicted model, not a curated record